Symbiodinium necroappetens is the source of this 831-nucleotide messenger RNA. NCBI's taxonomy places the organism in Eukaryota, Dinophyceae, Suessiales, Symbiodiniaceae. The record is from the annotation of a GenBank genome assembly.
AGGAACUUGGAGGAGGAGUUCAAGGAGAUAAAGGGCAUUCCAAAUCCUGACAAGAACGCAAGCAACUCCAGCAAUGCCACCGGAGGUUUCGGCGAGCUUGGGAGGAACUUUGAGUUCAUGAUGCUGAAGUUGGCUCAGCUUGAGACGUUGUGCGAGUUGCAACAGGUCGAAAUCGAGUCAUUGAAGAAGACCGUGAAAGGGCUGGCUGAACAUGUGGAUCACGAGGACAGCGUGGUGUCCAUGGUGCAGAAAGACGAGGGCACUAGACUCCAAGAGGCCCAGCACGCCCUGAAAAGGGUGCUUACCAAGCAUGUUCACCAGCGCGCGACCAAGGAAUUCCAUCCGAAGCCUCCUAGUGCAGGCCGCCCCGAAGCCAAACCCGACGUGCAAAAGGCCGCAGAAGACAGGUCGGGGCACACAGGCCCGUUGAAGGAAGCCGCGCGUCGGGCGGAGCUGCUCCUGAAGCGCAAGACCACGAAAGCUGAUGCGGCAUCCUUGGACAGCUCGCUGUCCAACAAAGACCCCGUGGAGUUGGCAAAGGAUCUGGUCGAGGCAAGGACAGGGGAUGCCAAGAGCCUGGCGGAGAGCACAGCGGAUGCCUACGAAGAUGCCAAAGACAAGGUGGCGUUCAUUGCCCAAACAACGAUUGACACAGUGGAGAUGGCCGUGCAGAUCCUUCUGAAAGGCUUCACCGAUUGGGAUGCGGAUUGCGUCAUCAAAGCGCCAACCACAUACGUUCCAGAGUGGUCUUGGGAGGGGAAGCGUCGCCAGAUUCCAACAAUUGCUCUGGACUUUGGUCGACAGUGGUGCUGGGUAAGCUUAAUGAACUAG